AUGGACAACUACUUGUUUUUAUCUAUCUAUCUAUCUAUCUAUCUAUCUAUCUAUCUAUCUAUCUAUCUCAUUCUGUUCCUAUCUAUCUAUCUAUCUAUCUAUCUAUCUAUCUAUCUAUCUCAUUCUGUUCCUAUCUAUCUAUCUAUCUAUCUAUCUAUCUAUCACAGUCUGUUCGUAUCUAUCUAUCUAUCUAUCUAUCUAUCUAUCUAUCUCAUUCUGUUCCUAUCUAUCUCUAUCUAUCUAUCUAUCUUCUGUUCCUAUCUAUCUAUCUAUCUAUCUAUCUAUCUAUCUAUCUAUCCAUCUCAUUCUGUUCCCAUCUAUCUAUCUAUCUAUCUAUCUCAUUCUGUUCCCAUCUAUCUAUCUAUCUAUCUAUCUAUCUCAUUCUGUUCCUAUCUAUCUAUCUAUCUAUCUCAUUCUGUUCCCAUCUAUCUAUCUAUCUAUCUAUCUAUCCCAUCUGUUCCCAUCUAUCUAUCUAUCUAUCUAUCUAUCUAUCUAUCUAUCUCAUUCUGUUCCUUAUCUAUCUAUCUAUCUAUUUAUCUAUCUAUCUAUCUAUCUAUCUCAUUCUGUUCCCUAUCUAUCUAUCUAUCUAUCUAUCUAUCUAUCUAUCUAUCUAUCUAUCUAUCUCAUUCUGUUCCCAUCUAUCUAUCUAUCUAUCUAUCUAUCUCAUUCUGUUCCCAUCUAUCUAUCUAUCUAUCUAUCUAUCUAUCUAUCUAUCUAUCUCAUUCUGUUCCUAUCUAUCUAUCUAUCUAUCUAUCUCUAUCUCAUUCUGUUCCCUAUCUAUCUAUCUAUCUAUCUCAUUCUGUUCCUAUCUAUCUAUCUAUCUAUCUAUCUAUCUGUCUAUCUCAUUCUGUUCCUAUCUAUCUAUCUAUCUAUCUAUCUAUCUAUCUAUCUAUCUCAUUCUGUUCCUAUCUAUCUAUCUAUCUAUCUAUCUAUCUCAUUCUGUUCCUAUCUAUCUAUCUAUCUAUCUAUCUAUCUCAUUCUGUUCCUAUCUAUCUAUCUAUCUAUCUAUCUAUCUAUCUAUCUAUCUAUCUAUCUAUCUAUCUAUCUGUUUGUCUGGUUAUCUGUCUGUCUCUUUGUUUACCUAUCUAUCCUUUCUUUGAUUUGUUUUUUUCUGCAUUUUACUUACUUUUUCUCGUCAAUUUCUCUUUUCUGGUUGGGGGAGUAUCUAACAUUAGUACCCUAAUCUCACUUUCUUUCUUUCUUUCUUUGCUUUUCACUUCUUUCUUUCUUUGCCUUUCUCUUUUUUUUUCUUUUCUCUCCGGCUUCUUUAACAUUCUCCUUCUCUUUCCAUUCUCUUCCGCAUUUCCUCUCCUUUAUUUUUCCCACUUUUUACUACAAUUCUUAGAUUUCUCCAUUUCCUGUUCCCGUGAAAAGAAAGCAGCCUCCGCCGAUUGCGUUGCAACUGCAGCCUCCGCUGCCGAUACGGCCGCCCUCGCAGAAGAAAGCGCUUCGACAAGAAACGUGACGUCAGCCCCCAGCCUUGGUGGGAAGAGAGCGACGUCUAGCGCCGACACAAAGAUUUCAACGACAAAAGCACACGUACCAGGUAGAGAGGUAAUCGCCUCGGCUAACGGCAGCACCACAACUACACGUACCACAAUGACCGCGACCACGACGACCACGACGACCACAAAAACAGCGUCUGACUCAAAGACUACCACACCACCUACUACCACAUCGACAACGUCGUCCAAACAAGGGACCCAAACGGACGCGGCUCGCGCUGCUCCGUCCAAAUCGUCAGCUGUGGCCGCGGCGGCUGCGGCACUGUCAUCUUCGACAUCUAAGACCAGCACGGACACUAAAAAGCCACCAACCAAUAUCAAAAUUUCCAGUUCAACAGCAUCGGCUAAAAAACUAGCUGAGAAAUUUGGUGGUCUGAAAAGUACUUCCAGCGCGGAGCCGGCCCGACCAACACCCGGCAAAUUACAACUGACAUCAAAAUCACCGGCAGCCAAAGAAUCUCCAUUAACACCCGGGGUAUCUACCACGACGACGUCAUCGACAACAAAAACCGCUACUGACAAAGUGACCACCACUAAGUCACCAUCAUCAACGCUCACCGCAACAAAAAACACAGGAGCAACACUGACAACUACCAAACCCAGUGAAGACAGAAGCCUUACUUCUGUUACUCAGAGUGUUAAAACUCCGUCAGAGCCGGCGCCAUCCUCUUCUCUUUUAUCAGAUAAAAAACUAAACACUGCUACAAACGAUGAGAAAAUUUUACCUAAAAAAACUGAAGAGCCUGUUAGUACGAUUGUCGGCAAGUUACCAAGUGAGAAAAAAAAAGAAGAAAACAAAUCUACGGAUAGUGUCGGAGGCGGAGAUCAGACUAAUAAUAAAUUCAAGACUUCAGAUUCCGUUUUAAGCGGCAUUAAAAAAUUUGGCGGACCCCCGUCACCGUCCACGCCUGGUGCACAGGACCCGCCACAGUUGAAGGUGACCACUGGCCGGCGGUCUCUAACACCGACAGCAUCGGUCACAACACCUUCACCGUUGGCGAAUGCAGCGGCGGCAGCAGCAGCCGCCGCCGCGGCCGCCGCUACUGCGAGUCAAACUACCAUGGCGGAAUACAGACCUGGUGAAGAAUUCGGGGAAAAUUCAGGCUACAUGAGGCAACCUUCGUCGACAAGGUUAAGCGAAGAGGAUCCAUCUACGAUGUCUACUUACGCCACAACCUCCGGAGCUGAGGUAUCCACCGAUGGUCAACAUUACGCAGCCCACUCAUAUCAGGGAUCGAACGUAACCGUGAGGACAACGCGUAUUCAAGAUGGUGGUGCUGAGUACGGUGCAGGGAACUAUGGAAGGUCUGUCGGGGAAUACUCCCGCCAGUGUUCGUCAUCGUCCACUUCAUCGUCUUCCUCCGACGGAAAGAUCCGAAAGCCGAUUGUUGUUGAAGUUCAGGUACGUAGGGGUCAGCGCACAACCCAACAAUCAAAUCAACCAAGCGGGCGGUCACCGUCCCCAGCCCCUGCUUUCAUGGUUAUAUCCCCGCAGGGUAACAAUCGGUUAAUGCGGUCAUCCUCGAGUGGCUUCAGAUCAAUAUCAGGUUUCCCUUCGGGUCGAACUAGUCCGGUAAUUUUUGGUUCUAGUGGAAUGUACGGUGGGGGUGUUAUUGACGAUGGCGGGAGCAGUGAGAGGAGUUGGGAUAGUGGAGGGAGCUGUUACAGUCCAUCCCCUUCCUCUUGCUCCUCACCUGUCUCUUCGUCUAUGCGCAGUGUGUACCGUCCAUCCCCUUCGCCGUCUCCGACCCCGGGCACUGGGCCACGUGUUAUCCCACUUCCGGUUUUGCAUACUACAUCGGCGGCGAUGGCGGCGGCCGGGGCGGGAGGAGGUUCCUCAGAAUAUGGGGCCUUCCGCUCGGCAUCGCCCUACAGUCCUGGCUACUCUACCCCACCCCCAGGAUACAACACACCUCCGCCGCCUUACUCUCCCACUGCAGACCCCGCUCCUUCAAGCACUCAGUGGAGAGGUGCCAACUAUCCCGUCCAACAAUUUACUACGCCUUACAACCACGGUAUCAGCAGUGGUGAUGGAAUUCGCCCCAACUACUACAACACAAGUGCUGACGCACCCCUAAACACUAAUAUUGCUCCGAAUGUAAAUAAAAAUAAUCGAGCUUUUAACUAUAAUAACUCACAAGAUUAUGAGGCCAGAGAUGGCCGACCGGCUGAGCAAUACUACCAACAGCCAGGAAUAACUGACUUCAGUAAGAAAGAUGAUAGCGACACGAGCUUUGUCUCUGAUAGGGUCUACGCAGGUACAACUUACCCUGGCAAGAACGAAGAUAUUCUCCAUCACCCUCACGUAAAUAACGAUAGAGGCGAUGGAGUAUUGGGUUACCAGCAGAAAACGAAACAGCAGCGCGCAGGGGAGUAUAUGAGAUGUCAUAGUGACGAAAGCGCUCCGGAUAUAUCUGAACGAGGAGCAGUUUCAAGGCACCCCGGCCAGGAGGAUAAUACAGUAAUCAGCUCUGCUGAUGCUGUAGUUUCUUCGGGUUCCCCUGCGGCUCUGUCAGCCGUCGCUCAACCUCCAGUGUCCAUUUCGAAUGUAGCCAAGGAGGAGGGGAGUUCUGUAAAGACUACCCGAGAAAACAACCGGGACCAGGGGCCGAAAGAACAGAAAAAUGAAUUCCCUGACAAGCCCGGUUCAAGAAGUGACCGUCGGGGUAGUAGCUCGUCGACCGAAUCUCUGUCGCCAGAACCGGACAAGGGUCUUUCGUCCAAGGAAAGACUAAACUUUAGAAUCCAAAUAUCAGAGCUUGAAGACAAAGUCUACAAACUUGAACGCAAAAACACAAAACUUCAAAAGGAGUUUGGAGAAAAGCUUGCCUUGGAAAAAAUAAUCGGGGAACUUAAGAACCAACUAAGAAGUAUGGAGCGGAAAUGCAGUGGUUUGGAAGAGGAGAAACAGGAGUUAGAAGAUCAAAUUCAAAUCGAGAAGGUCAAAGUGACCAAAGGUCAACUGGAGAGUCGGAGUUUAAUGGAGUUGCGCAAGCUAUUAGAAGAGAGUGACCAGGCACGCAUGAAGCUGACGGAGGAGAAUGAGCUCCUGCGGGACGAGGUCAAUGAGAUGAAAGUGGAGAUAGAUGAAAUGUAUGAUCAGUUCCGUGAGUCGGAGGCCGAGGACUUCAGAGAGCUGCAGAAGGAGCUAGAAAUCACAGCGAAGAACUGCCGUAUCCUGCAGUUCAAACUACGGAAGGCCGAAAGGCGCAACGAACAAGUAGAAGCCGAUCGGGAACAGUAUGAAGAGAAACUGCGGACUCUGCAGAACGCUUUCGAAAACGAAGACGCGAGGAGGCACAUCCAGGCAUUGGAAGAAGAGGUCAAAAUGGCCAAAGAAGUCUCCGUACGCCUUCAUGACGAACUGGACAUUCUCGAGGAGAAGCGAGCUCGGGUCGAAGAAGACAACCGGAAGUUGCAAGACAUGCUGGAAUUAUCCGACAAGAAGAACUUCCGGAUGGAAAUGGAGAUUGAUAAACUUCGAGAUAAGGUAAGGAUGAUUUUUUUUUAA
Molecule: messenger RNA, 5016 nt
Organism: Acanthosepion pharaonis
Lineage: Eukaryota; Metazoa; Mollusca; Cephalopoda; Sepiida; Sepiidae
Source: the annotation of a GenBank genome assembly